GAAAAACCAGGGGUAAAAAAAGGCCUAUAUGCAACUUGAAGGGACCGAGAAAAAACUUUUUUUUACAUCAGUAGAAGAAUUUUGUGCUAGUAAUGCAUGUUAAGAAUAUUUAUGGUAAAUUCUUACCAUCACAUUUCAGCCUUUGUUUUUAUGAAACUUACUUACGUAAUAAUACAACUUGUACCAUCUUUCAUUGUCGCUUAAAGACAUUAUAUGCAAUAAAAUUCUAUCUCAGACACAAAAAGCGCCGUGACUUUUGACCGAAUAGGCCUGUUAUUUGCGUGUUAUUUUCCAGUGAAGCACGCUGUAAAGAUCAAAAACGAAAAAUUACGUAGACUUUUUUCGCUAAUUUUCACAAUUUAACAGCAAAUUUAAAUUAUGCAUAUUUUUUACCGUUGACACGCAUGUAGCGUUUCUUUAAUUAAUACACGGAUGCAUUUUUUUGUAUUUUUAGUAAUAAAAUUUAAAAAGCAAUAUAAAGCAUUUAUGAGAAAAUAUGGGAAAUUGGUUGCAAAAGGUGAGAGGAGAUAAGUCAAGCUUUCAAGUCAGUAGGGAGUGUCCUGUUGAUGACGAGGACACUGAUGAUGACAAUGAAGAGUUUACAGUUAUCAGCAUUCUGGAUAUAAGUCUGACAAGUCAUGAACAGGAACUGUCAAAUAAUGAAAGCGUCGCAGAAAAAUUAAGUAAAGUUGAUGAGAAGUGUAAAAUACUCAUUGAAAAUUGGAAAGCUAUACAAAACGAACUUCGGCUGUUGCAUAAACUAGAAGGCGACAUUGAUCUCAUUUCAUCACUACAUCACGUGGGUGGUGUUGACAUAUCGUUUCCUUCAAAUAAAAAUGAUUUGGUACACGCAUGCGCCUGCUUUGUUGUUAUGUCAUACCCUGAUUUAGACAUUGUUUACAAACAAUGUAAAAUCGUUCAUUUAACGUCAAUCUAUGUUCCAGAAUUUUUAGCCUUUCGUGAAGUUGUACCACUGAAGUCACUGUGUGAUGAACUUAAAGCACUCCAUCCAGAACUUUUCCCGCAAGUAAUUCUUGUGGAUGGAAACGGUGUUCUGCAUCCACGGAAAUUUGGCUUGGCGUGCCAUCUUGGUGUGGUUAUGGAUACGCCAACAAUAGGUGUUGCCAAAAAGCUUUUUCAUGUUGAUGGAUUAGAAAAGAAUCAAGAGCUUAAAGAUCGUAUUAAAACUUUAGAAGUGGCAGGAUCAUCUUUCGAUAUUAUUGGUAACAGUGGUUUUACGUUUGGUAAAGUACUGCGUAGCACAGCAAGUGCGUCCAAUCCGAUAUACGUUUCGAUUGGUCACAAAAUAGGUCUCGAGACUUGCAUUGACUUAGUGACGAACUGUUGUAAAGUGCGUGUUCCCGAACCAAUCAGAUGGGCAGAUAUUUUGUCACGUGAAUAUAUAAGAGAAAAUUAUGAGAAACAUGCGAGAGAAUGUAAUGAGUAUAAUAAGCUGAAUGAAUAUUUUCAAAAGUUAGCUAAAGCUGUGUGACUUUUUUUUUAUCUGUAACUAUCCAAUUUUUAUAUCAAUGUUUUUUAAAUAAAUUAAUGAGA
Hydractinia symbiolongicarpus is the source of this 1554-nucleotide messenger RNA. Its product is annotated as endonuclease V-like. NCBI's taxonomy places the organism in Eukaryota, Metazoa, Cnidaria, Hydrozoa, Anthoathecata, Hydractiniidae. Gene Ontology annotation, molecular function: RNA endonuclease activity producing 5'-phosphomonoesters, hydrolytic mechanism; single-stranded RNA binding. Gene Ontology annotation, cellular component: cytoplasm; nucleolus. The record is from RefSeq and is a predicted model, not a curated record. Bases 497 to 1492 code for a protein of 331 amino acids. Gene Ontology annotation, biological process: DNA repair. The transcript has a single exon.